Salvelinus namaycush (lake trout) is the source of this 639-nucleotide messenger RNA. RefSeq names its product retinitis pigmentosa 1-like 1 protein. The annotation marks the transcript as partial. NCBI's taxonomy places the organism in Eukaryota, Metazoa, Chordata, Actinopteri, Salmoniformes, Salmonidae. The transcript has 2 exons. The record is from RefSeq and is a predicted model, not a curated record.
AUGUCUGUGCCCUCGCAUACAUCGAAUCAACCGGAUGAGGAUGAGGAGGAGGAUGUUGAUCAACCUGAGGAGGAGGAUGCUGAUCAACCUGAGGAGGAGGAUGUUGAUCAACCUGAGGAGGAGGAGGAGGAUGUUGAUCAACCUGUGGAGGAGGAUGUUGAUCAACCUGAGGAGGAGGAUGUUGAUCAACCUGAGGAGGAGGAUGUUGAUCAACCUGAGGAGGAAGAUGUUGAUCAACCUGAGGAGGAGGAUGUUGAUCAGCCUGAGGAGGAGGAUGUUGAUCAACCUGAGGAGGAGGAUGUUGAUCAACCUGAGGAGGAGGAUGUUGAUCAACCUGAGGAGGAGGAUGUUGAUCAACCUGAGGAGGAAGAUGUUGAUCAACCUGAGGAGGAGGAUGUUGAUCAGCCUGAGGAGGAGGAUGUUGAUCAACCUGAGGAGGAGGAUGUUGAUCAACCUGAGGAGGAUGUUGAUCAACCUGAGGAGGAGGAUGUUGAUCAACCUGAGGAGGAGGAUGUUGAUCAACCUGAGGAGGAUGUUGAUCAACCUGAGGAGGAAGAUGUUGAUCAACCUGAGGAGGAUGUGUACCAACCUGAGGAGGAGGAUGUUGAUCAACCUGAGGAGGAGGAUGUUGAUCAGCCU